UCCCAAAUCAAUUUAGGACCUUUUGCUCCCCGUCCCAUUUGCGAACAACUUCGGCGUUCUCUCUGGAAAUCAAUCACCAGGAGAAAAUUAAAGAAAAAUUCGAAAGAGCAGCAAGCCCUAGAGUGGCCAUUCUCCGCGGUUAAAGCCACCGAUUCGGUGUUAGUUAUAGAAUGGGUCGGAAAGUUGGUACGGUGUAUAUAAAUCCAAAGAAAUUUGGGACUUUUCACAAACCUUGCAUGAAGGAAAUGAUAGCAUUUCUCAACUGCAUGGCUACUAACCAGCUCUGUGAUGAUAAGUGUGUAAAGCAGAAGGAACUUUUGGGUACUUGUAUGGAGGCUCAGAGCAACAAAAACCGAAAGUCAAUGGGAAGCAUCAAUUAUCACUUGCAGAGGCUGAGUAGGGGACGGAAGUAGUUUGGUUUUGCAGGGGACAUCGUUUAAAUUGAUGCAUGAUUAUUUGGAGUCAUCAGUAACAGAGGCUUAGCAUGGAGAUUGUUUCUAUUGCAACACCAGAGAAUGUUCACGUAUAAUUUCCCUGUUUGAUUCAAUAGGUAUGGGAAGUUCUGGACAUAAUAUUUUUGAAAAUUUCUGUUGCAGCUUAAUUCGGUUUUAGGAAAUUUUCCAUUAAUUUGUAAACCUAAUUCUUUGCCUCGGUAGAAUGAAGGCUUAAUUUAUCUUUAUUUUUUAAUAAAUGCUGUUACCAACA
This is a messenger RNA of Pyrus x bretschneideri (Chinese white pear), 705 nucleotides long. RefSeq lists its product as uncharacterized. Gene Ontology annotation, biological process: mitochondrial translation. The transcript has 3 exons. The record is from RefSeq and is a predicted model, not a curated record. Gene Ontology annotation, molecular function: structural constituent of ribosome. Bases 171 to 413 code for a protein of 80 amino acids. NCBI's taxonomy places the organism in Eukaryota, Viridiplantae, Streptophyta, Magnoliopsida, Rosales, Rosaceae.